Messenger RNA from Lathyrus oleraceus (garden pea), 794 nucleotides. Its product is annotated as histone H2A.2-like. Gene Ontology annotation, molecular function: structural constituent of chromatin; DNA binding; protein heterodimerization activity. The coding region runs from base 207 to 629 and encodes 140 amino acids. The record is from RefSeq and is a predicted model, not a curated record. The transcript is spliced from 2 exons. Gene Ontology annotation, cellular component: nucleosome. Lineage: Eukaryota; Viridiplantae; Streptophyta; Magnoliopsida; Fabales; Fabaceae.
UCACCAAGUAAGUGACUGUCAGCCAUCGAUAAAAUCUGAUCCAACGGCGAACAGAAAUUUCAGUGCAAAGAUUCUUACAACAACGGUGAUGGUAUAAAACCUUGCCAACGCCUUCUCCGAUUUCAUCUCAUCUUCUUCAUUACGCUCUCAAUUUCUCACGUUUUCUUACAAAACAGCGAGUAAGCUGCAAAAAACUAGUGUUCUAAAUGGCCGGAGGAAGGAAAGGAGGAGGACCAAGGAAGAAGUCAGUGACCAGAUCCGUCAGAGCUGGUCUUCAAUUCCCCGUCGGAAGAAUCGGUCGUUUCUUGAAGAAAGGUAGAUACGCUCAGCGUGUUGGUACUGGUGCUCCAGUUUACUUGGCUGCAGUUCUCGAAUAUCUUGCUGCUGAGGUUCUUGAGUUGGCUGGGAAUGCUGCCCGUGACAACAAGAAGAAUAGAAUCAGUCCAAGACAUUUGUUGUUGGCAGUAAGGAAUGAUGAAGAGCUUGGAAAAUUGCUGGCUGGUGUUACCAUUGCUCAUGGUGGUGUUCUACCUAACAUCAACCCAGUGCUUUUGCCUAAGAGGACUGAAAGUGCUGCAACUGCUCCCAAGUCACCUUCCAAGGCAAGGAAAUCUCCCAAGAAGGCUUAAAUUAGUUUUCGGAUUUGUGUGUAUAACUGGGCUCUAGGUCUUUCUUAUGUAACAGAAUGAUUUAUUGCUUUUGAAAAAAUGUAAUUUGAUUUCACUUUCCCUGAUUAAGUAUUAAUAUGAAAUAUUCAGUUGAAACAACUUGCUUCAACUGUCUUGCUUUUCCUA